AUGGAGCCUGGAAUACAACGCCAUCCGCCAUCUUAUUGGGAUUCUUUGUUCCUGCAAGGAAGAAUCUGGAAUCGAGGCUUCAUUCCUUUGUUCCUGAAAAAAGUGGUGGAUCAUUAUUUCGGAAAUUUAUCCGAACAAUCGGCUGAGAAUCCGGCUCCGGAGAAUAAUUUCGACGGUAAAUUCAAUAAUUCCGUCGGCAAGGGUCGUACGGCUGUAUCGGUACUUCUUGGAAACGUGGAGGUAAUGGCCCACCGAAGUCACCUUAGAAUGUACCACAGCAAAUACCCGGAGACUAGACCAAACAUCGUAAUGCAGCCGGGUGCACAGUACAAGAAUGCCGAUGUUUCGGACAUGAACGUUGAAGAACGUGCAGCUGGAAGCGGCUCAGAGGACAUCCAGUGGGAAAUCUCACGGGAUGAUCUGGCAAAGGUCAGAGGCUCGAGAAAGAGGAAUGCUUCUACGGCGGAAUUGCCGGGAAGUUUACGGCGCUCAAAGCGGACAAAUCGCCCAUUUGAAGAACAGAAUUAUUAUUAUUAUACUAAAAGAAAUUGUCAGAAAUCCUUUAGUGGUGAUCAAAAUGGCUGACAUAUCGAAUUGUAAAAUUAAAAUAUUAGUUCAUAUGAAUUAUACUGAAUUGUAAGAAUAGGUUGAUA
Toxorhynchites rutilus septentrionalis is the source of this 653-nucleotide messenger RNA. RefSeq lists its product as uncharacterized. Bases 1 to 585 code for a protein of 194 amino acids. The record is from RefSeq and is a predicted model, not a curated record. The transcript is spliced from 3 exons. Lineage: Eukaryota; Metazoa; Arthropoda; Insecta; Diptera; Culicidae.